GUUCCAGGUGACUUGCCCAAGAUCAUAUGCAAGUGGCCAAGUCAUGACUAGAACUCAGAAUUCCCAAAUUAAUAUUUAGGGUGUCUGCUUAGCACUGCAUCCACUGGUGUUGCCCAAGUUAGUUAUGGGGCCUGCGAUCUUUAAAGAGGGCAUUUAGGAGACCUUUUCUCUCCAUUCUUUCCCAGCUCUGCUGUGACCGAGGCCUGAGCUGUCCCCAUCAGGGAGCUCGCUACCUGCUUCUCCCAGACCCGUGAAGAUGACUCACGUGUACCCCAAUUCAUUCUGAGCCCCUGGUCUUCAGACGAACAAAAGCCUAAACUCUCCUAUUUGAAAUUCGUUUUCGAUCAACCAGUAGACAUGAUGAAUAUCAAGGCCUUUAGACUGGUCUCUGCCGUGGAGCGGGAGCUGCUGAUGGGCGACAAAGACCGCAUCAAUAUAGAAUGCGUUGAGUGCUGCGGGAAGAGCCUCUACGUUGGCACCAACGACUGCUUCAUUUACCACUUCCUGUUGGAGGAGAAGACGCUGCCCACCGGGGCGGCCGCGUUCACUGCCACCAAGCAGCUGCACAGACACCUGGGCUUCAAGAAGCCGGUGAACGAGCUGAGGGCAGCGUCGGCCCUCAGCAGGCUCCUGGUGCUCUGUGACAACUUCAUAACCCUGGUGGACACGAGGAACCUGCAGCCCAUUCCCACGGGCGCCCGCAUCAAAGGGGCGGUGACGUUUGCUCUGAACGAGAACCCGGUGAGCGGGGACCCCUUCUGCGUGGAAGUCUGCAUCAUUUCCGUCAAGCGCCGGACCAUCCAGAUGUUCCUGGUGUACGAGGACCGGGUCCAGAUCGUCAAGGAGGUGUCGACCCCGGAGCAGCCCUUCGCCGUGGCUGUGGACGGCCACUUCCUGUGCCUGGCGCUGACCACGCAGUACAUCAUCCUCAACUACAGCACGGGCGUCUCGCAGGACCUGUUUCCCUACUGCAGCGAGGAGAAGCGCCCCAUCGUGAAGCGGAUCGGGCGGCAGGAGUUCCUGCUGGCGGGCCCCGGAGGGCUGGGCAUGUUUGCAACAGUAGCUGGGAUAUCCCAACGUGCCCCUGUCCACUGGUCAGAGAACGUGAUUGGGGCAGCUGUUUGCUUUCCAUAUGUCAUAGCUCUAGAUGAUGAAUUCAUUACGGUUCAUAGCAUGUUAGAUCAACAGCAGAAGCAGACCCUGCCCUUCAGGGAAGGCCACAUUCUACAGGACUUUGAAGGAAGAGUGAUUGUUGCUACAAGUAAAGGAGUUUACAUCUUGGUUCCAUUACCUCUGGAAAAACAAAUACAGGAUCUUCUGGCAAGUCGAAGGGUGGAAGAGGCAUUGGUAUUAGCAAAAGGAGCCCGGAGGAACAUUCCAAAAGAAAAAUUUCAGGUUAUGUACAGGCGGAUUCUGCAGCAGGCGGGGUUUAUACAGUUUGCACAACUUCAGUUUCUGGAAGCUAAAGAGCUCUUCAGAAGCGGCCAGCUUGACGUCCGGGAGCUGAUCUCUCUGUACCCCUUCCUGUUGCCCUCCUCCUCCGCCUUCACACGGUCUCACCCUCCUCUUCACGAGUACGCAGACCUGAACCAGCUGACCCAGGGGGACCCGGAGAAGGCAACCAAGUGCAAGUGCUUCCUCAUGAGCUACCUGAAUGAAGUCCGCAGCACUGAGGUGGCCAACGGCUACAAGGAAGACAUCGACACGGCCUUGCUCAAGCUGUACGCGGAGGCUGACCACGACAGUCUGCUGGACCUCCUGGUCACCGAGAACUUCUGUCUGCUCACGGACAGCGCCGCCUGGCUGGAGAAGCACCACAAGUAUUUUGCACUUGGGCUGCUCUAUCAUUAUAAUAACCAAGACGCUGCUGCACUUCAGUUAUGGGUGAAUAUUGUGAAUGGAGAUAUUCAUGACUCCACGCGCUCAGACCUCUAUGAAUAUGUCGUUGAUUUUCUUACCUUCUGCUCAGACCAAGAAUUAGUGUGGAAGUACGUGGAUUGGGUGUUACAGAAAAGUGAGGAGGUUGGAGUUCAAGUUUUCACCAAGAGACCUUUGGACGAACGGCAGAAGAAUAGUUUUAGUCCCAAUGAUAUUAUCAAAUGCCUUAAAAAAUACCCUAAAGCCCUUGUAAAAUAUCUGGAACAUCUAGUUAUAGACAGAAGACUGCAGAAGGAAGAGUAUCACACUCACUUAGCUCUCCUAUACCUGGAAGAGGUGCUGCGGGAGAGAACCAGUGCCAGUGGCAAGGGCACCGAAGUCACCGAGACGCAGGCAAAGCUACGCAGUCUGCUCCAGAAAUCCGACUUAUACAGAGUCCACUUUCUGAUAGAUAAAAUCCAGGGCACCAGCCUUCACAUGGAGCGCGCCAUCCUGCACGGGAAGCUGGAGGAGCACGGGAAAGCCCUGCACGUCCUGGUCCAGGAGCUGAAGGACUUCCCGGCGGCGGAGGACUACUGUCUGUGGAGCUCCGAGGGCCGGGAUGCCCCAUACCGACAGCGGCUCUUCCACACGCUGCUGGCCCUUUACCUCAACGCUGGCCCCGACUGCGAGCUGGUGGUGGCCGCCGUGGACCUCCUGAACCGCCACACCGCCGAGUUCGACGCGGCCCAAGUUUUGCAGCUGCUGCCCGACACCUGGUCAGUCCAGCUCCUCUGCCCCUUCCUGACGGGGGCCGUAAGGAGCAGUCUGCACACCCGGAGGAUGACGCAAGUGGCCCUGGGUCUGGCCAAGGCUGAGAACUUAAUCUACAAAUAUGAUAAGAUGAAGUUAAAGGGAAGCUCAGUCCGGCUCUCAGACAAAAAGGUUUGCCAGAUGUGCCAGAAUCCCUUUUGUGAGUCGGCGUUUGUUAGAUACCCCAACGGCGGUCUCGUCCACACCCACUGCGCUGCCAGCAGACCCGGGAGCCCAGACUCCCCCGGGCCUGGCAGCCGGACUUGAAAACAAUCUACCUGAGGAUGGGGCGUGAAUUCCUCUUCCUUCCCAAGCCCGCCGGUGCCGAGAGCAGACAGCAGCUGCUCUCUGCAGCGGCCAAGACGAAGGGAUUGCACCCCGGGUGCUGGGGGGACUCCAGUCGGUGUGAAACAGGGAGUCACUCUACUGCCCACUUUAUAGGAAUGUGAAUGGAAAAAUAACUGAAAAUAUCGAAAAGAGAGACAUUGGAGAUUAACUUGUCCAGGUACAUACUAAUCAAAAAGAAAUGUCUACUUUGAAAAAUAAGCCUUUCCUGUGCUAUCCAGACAAGUCAGAUCACUCCACCCCCUGCCCCACUCCCAACCCCCCAUAGCUUUAGACUCGUUUGCACUGAAAACAUUUUGCUUCCACAUGGCUCGGAGAUGCAGCCCUUGCUUGUCCAGGUGACCCGCCAGGGCUCCGAGCCCCAGUGGGGCAGGCUUCAUCCUACACACCUUUCUUCCGGGGGACAGGUACUCCCUGUUCUGGCACAGCCGCUGGGGAGGCCCAGUCCAUUUCUCAGGGGUACAUAGCGUGCUCCUUCUUUGCCCUCAGAACUGGCCGACCUUAGGAAGGUCUUCUUGUUCCUUGUUUCUUCCCAUCCAUCUCUCCACCCGGAGAACAUUCUGCCUUGUUUACGUGAACACUUACUUUGGGGUGAGUAUGUAUGUGUGCUUCUGGCUGCACAGCGAGUGAGGACCUGUUGGAAACUGAUGAUGCCACCAGGAAAGAAGCUGCUUUCACCGUUUUGAAGACUAGCAGUCAGCAGGGGAAAUGUGGCCACGGGCUCAGUUGUAUGUUCCUUUUCUGCUGGUUUGAAACUCCAUAAUCAACACAUUUGACUCAGAGUUUUGUUUGAACUUAUAUUUGUAUUUUUUCUCUUGUUUAGAAAUUCAUCUCAUGUUUGUUAGGGGUGUUUUUUCUUGAUAAAAUGUACCUCCUGUUGAAAGCUUGGGAAAUUAAAAGGGAAAUAUUGAUAAGCACAAACUGAACUUUAUUUUCAUGAGAGGCCACUUUUAAACUCACGCCCUUAGGGCAGGCAUUUGGUGAAAGCUGCCCUUACACAGUGACGGAGGAGCUGUCUUUCCUGAGGGGUGUUUCCACAGACUCCUUUAAGGAAAUGCAGUCAGGCUGCCUUACCUCACAGUGCUUUAAAUGCCUGCUCGCAAGUUUACUGCUAACAGAAAAAUGCCUCUUGUUGGUAGCAGAUUGGGAGUUCAUUUUGUGUUUCUCUGUAACACUGCUGAUGAACUGAAGCUCUCGCUAUUUCACUGCCCAUUUUUUCAACUUACUGUGAUUACUGAUUCUGUCAGGAAGUGGCGAUGUAAGAAACUAUACUGCUAGAACACAUGAAAAACAAGCUUUAGCUUGCGCGUGUGACAGGUGACACUGGGAAACACCCUGUCGUCGUCAGCCCAAGCCUUCCUGAGGUGAGUUGAAGAGCUCAUCCCCUGUUUUUUAAAAAAUGAUUCCUAAACUAAUAAUGGUCAGUAUUUUUUCCCUAAUGUGAUUGUAACUGGUCGAAGAAGUAAAGCAUCAAUGCAUUGCAUUCUCUCCCAACUAUGUCUCGAUUAUAUAAAGAAUAAAUGAUUAUGAAAUUCCCCUUGUAGCUCAACGAUUAUGCUGUGUAACUCAGUGUGAAUGUGAAGCCCGGUCAUGAGUUUUCCAUCGUGGAUGACUUACAAAAUGGUCAUGGUAUUGCGUGCAUUAGCAUUACAGCUUGUGAAUUUGAGUUGAUCUCCUCAAAGAACACGUUACUAAUCUGUGCGAGCAUUGCACUUUUGAAAGCACUGUUUCUCUGUAAACAUACAAAAGCUUGGAAAAGCCCAUGGUUGCUCAUUCCUAACUCGAGGAUGCUGAUCUCUCUUUUCUCUGAGCACUGAUCAAUAAUUUGAAAUGUUUGUUAUCCUUUAAAAUAAUGGGCACUAAAGUUGAACCGUUUUCCAUCUCUGUUGAAUCCUUUAAUACAAGCAGAGUUCUGCAGCAAUGUACAGAACUAUCUCCAUGCUAAAAGCCAUGCUUUGCUCUAACCUGUGUCUGACUCCCACAAGGACUCCCUUUCUUCAAACAAUAUUUUUUAAAAGAAACCCAUCAUUCUUUCCCAGGGGCCUACUGUUUUGUGACUGUGCCAUUGAAGAAAGCAAUGGGAACCUUCUCUUAGCCUUUUUCCCCUCGUUAGUUUCAGUGUAACCGUUCUGGUUAAAACAGCAUGAACUCAACUCAGUUUACAUUAAUAUUCUGUGGGCAGUAAUACUCAGUUUUAUGAACUGUUUAUCUGCUGUUGCCAAUCAAGUAUUAAUGUAAAAGUGUCACGUAGGCUGUAGAGCAUUGGUCUGAACUCAGAUCUAAGAAAGCUCCUGCCGAUGAGCUGGAUAAAAUGUGCUUGCUUACUUCCAGAGUGCAGGGAGACUGAAGUGGUUGCUUUUUGCUUGCUCUCCUCUGGAAACCUUAGUCCUCGUGCUUUAUUCUCCAUUCCUGAUUGGGUCCCAGACACAUAAAAUGUACAAAUGUAAACUUGUUGAUUUUAUUAAAAUUCUUUUAAUUCUUUGUU
Molecule: messenger RNA, 5500 nt
Organism: Choloepus didactylus (southern two-toed sloth)
Lineage: Eukaryota; Metazoa; Chordata; Mammalia; Pilosa; Megalonychidae
Gene: TGFBRAP1
Product: transforming growth factor beta receptor associated protein 1
Exons: 12
Coding region: 358-2937 (859 amino acids)
Biological process (GO): endosomal vesicle fusion; vesicle-mediated transport; intracellular protein transport
Cellular component (GO): cytoplasm; membrane
Source: RefSeq, a predicted model, not a curated record